Molecule: messenger RNA, 2862 nt
Organism: Archocentrus centrarchus (flier cichlid)
Lineage: Eukaryota; Metazoa; Chordata; Actinopteri; Cichliformes; Cichlidae
Gene: robo4
Product: roundabout, axon guidance receptor, homolog 4 (Drosophila)
Exons: 16
Coding region: 181-2862 (893 amino acids)
Biological process (GO): homophilic cell-cell adhesion; axon guidance; dendrite self-avoidance
Cellular component (GO): plasma membrane; axon
Molecular function (GO): cell-cell adhesion mediator activity
Source: RefSeq, a predicted model, not a curated record
GAGGGAAGAGGAGCUGAGGAAUAUGGAGAAAGAAUCUCCAAAUAAGAAGUGGGGUGUAGGACAGGUCACAUGUUGAAUGUUUGUGGUGUGCCACAGUAGCGAGUAGGCUGAGGGAAUGCUUGAUGCAGCUGAGUUGCAGUAAGGGGCCGGGGAAUCGCAUCCUGGACUUGUAGGGUGAAGAUGCAUGUCUGCGUGUGGCUCCUCUGGGUGUCCUGGUUCUGCACCUGUGCAGAGUACUCCAAGAGGUGCGAGUGCCACGACAUCGCUCCAGCAGAGCCAGGACGGGACAAGAGGUCAAAGCCCCAGGUCAAGGAGCGUGUUCGUCACAGUGGGGGACACCAUCACACACCUCACAGGAACAAGCCACACCGCAGAAAAGGUUCCAGGGUUCGUGCAGAAGAGACUCCACCCCACAUUGUCCACCAUCCCUCUGACGUGGUGGUGAAAGUUGGCAAUCCUGCGACCCUCUCCUGCCGCGCUAACGGAAGCCCGACGCCAACGAUCGAGUGGCUGCACAACAGUCAGCCCCUAGAGACCGCAAAGAGAGAUGGCCAUUUGCAGCCGCUGGUCUUAUCAGACGGGAGCCUCUUCUUCCUGAGCGUGGGAGGGGGCAAGCGGGGGCAGUCGCAUGAGGGUGUCUAUGCCUGUGUGGCCAAGAACAGUGCAGGGAAGGCCACCAGCCGUAAUGCAUCACUGUUUAUCGCAGUGUUGCAGGAGGAGUUCAGUGUGCAGCCCAGUGAUGUGGAGGUGGCAGAGGGGGAGGUGGCUGUGUUAAACUGCAGCCCCCCAAUGGGACACCCGGAGCCUAAUGUUGUCUGGAAGAAGGACGGACUGCCCAUCAACAGCGCUGACCAUCACUACACUGAGCUGAGUGGAAAGCUGAUCAUCGCUCCUGCGGAGAAGAAUCACUCUGGGGCUUAUGUGUGUGUGGCCAGCAACACUGUGGGUGUGAGGGAGAGCAGGGCGGCUCGGCUCUCUGUGCUGGCCAAACCUGUACUGCUGCUGAAGCCACAAAACAUGUCAGUAAGAAUGGGAGAGUCUGCCCAGUUUUACUGCCAAGCUAAAGGUGACCCUCCACCUGCUGUGGUCUGGAGCAGAGAGCAGGGGCCGCUGCCCAACGGCAGGUAUAUUGUAAACCCAGACCAGACUCUCCAGAUCCAUUAUGUGACAGCCCUGGAUGCUGGGAAGUACACCUGCACUGCUGUCAAUGAUGUGGGUGUGGUCAGUGCCAGUGCACAGCUACUAGUUGAAGAGGCUGCCAGCACUGAGCAGAAAGACCUCCACAGAGAGCUGUCAGCCCUGCGUGUGGCUCUGGAGAACGUCACCAUCGUGGCUCCUGAUUCUAACAUCUCCUUGGUACAGUGGAAGCUCCAGUCCCUCCCACUGCAGCUACAUUACCUCGAUGGCUUUGAGGUUCUCUAUCGCUCCCUGCUGACUGCCAGCUCAGACUGGGCAACAAAGAAGGUGACGUUCCCCAGCUUCCAGGCUCAGGUGGGCCCCUUAAAGAGAGGAUACAAGUAUGAGUUCAAAGUUCGGCCUUAUGGCAGCGGCUUAUAUGGGAGAGAGAGCAACACCCAGCACCUCAGAGUUCCUGAGACAGUGCCCAGUGCCUCUCCUCUGGCUGUGUCAGUUACAGUCAACCAUGAGCAGAAUAACACCGUCCAUCUGAGCUGGGAGCCUCCUCCUCGUGGAACCCACAAUGGGAUCCUACAGGGAUACCAGGUGUGGUGUGUGGAGCCCGAGCAGCAGCAGUACCAAAACUGGACGGUGGAUAGUAGCCAACACAGCCUUCAUAUCGCUAGCCUCAAACGGGGGAAACAGUACUGGGUCACCAUAGCAGCAGUCAAUGGAGCUGGAGUAGGAAGACGGAGUGACCCUCACGGAUUUGUCAUCAACCCACAGUUAGACGGACUCCUCGAGUCAGACAGCCAAGUGCGGCAUUCGUCUCCCAUCCUGGCCUUCCUUCAGGACCCUGUGCUGAUCGGUAGCAUUGGCGCCAUCUUGUGGUGUGUUCUGAUGGUUGCAGCUGUUUGCCUCUUCAGACGCCACAGCAGGACCAGCCAGUUGAUAUCAAGACAUAGUGCGGCUAAAGGAUUGAGAAGACUAGCCAGUGAAGAUCUCAUUAUAAAGCACAGGAUGGCAGCUCCAGAUUCACCGUGGAUCUCUGGAGGCUGGAGACCUUCUUUCAACCAGAAGUACCAGGACUUAUGGGCCCAAGGCCAGAAUCACCCAGGCAUACGAGGCAGCAGCCUCCCGGUCUCAUCCAAGGAGGACAGAAGCUGCCUGGACUCAGCUGUCCCUCUUGUGACCGAUAGCUGUGGUGUGUACGGCACCUUUUAUAUGGACCUGAUGGGCAGCGGUCUUAAGACCUUCAACAGUCCGGGGUGUGUCCCUAAAAUGCCUCAUGGUUUGCCCCACCAAGAAGGAGCUGAGACUAUCCAGAUAUUUACUCAGCCUGCCUCCAAGUCCUUGCCCAUCACUAGCAGAGAGGCUCUGCCAUGGAAACAGGCCAUACGGCCCCAGCCCAAGAUGGGUGUGCUAAGGGAAUCAUGGGAAAAGAACCACAGCAAGCAAGAGCUGCAUGCAGUGAGCAGUGUCCCCAUACUCUCAUCCAGAAACCAGGCUUGUCCGUCCGGUGUCUACAAACAAAGACUCAGUCACAUACCAGCCGUCCAGCACGAUUUCUCUCCACCUGCCUCCCCCCUCAGCGCCUCGUACCCGGCUUUCCGUGCAGAAGACGACUCGUUCGGGGAGCUGGAGCCUGUUCCUCUGUGGGACUGGAGCAUGGCCUGGAUGGAGGAAAUGGAGGCCCAGUACAGAGUGCACUAUCCUAGGAGAAACACCAGACCCUUCAACACUUAG